This is a messenger RNA of Vigna umbellata (rice bean), 1136 nucleotides long. RefSeq names its product Carbohydrate-binding X8 domain superfamily protein. The record is from RefSeq and is a predicted model, not a curated record. NCBI's taxonomy places the organism in Eukaryota, Viridiplantae, Streptophyta, Magnoliopsida, Fabales, Fabaceae.
CAAAAAGCUAUUUACACAAUUUCCCAUAAAACGCACACAUUCUUCGUGUCUGUUACUGAUAUAUAUAAUUUAAUAAUGUAGAACAUAAAGGAAGUUAAAUCACUUCUGACAGAGAUUAGUCCUUUCUUGUCCUAGAAAAUACGCAUUAUUUUCCUAAGGCUUAUUCUUUUCCUAAGGCUUAUUCUUUUCAUCUUCCUUGCUUUCUAUCAGCCUCUGACACAAAUAGCUCCAUCAGCCUCAUUCAAUUGGUCACAAAAUAAAUAGUUCUCAAGUUAUGGCUCUUUUUGUGUAUCUUGUGCUUUUCCUGGCCCUGACUCGUCGUUCAAGUGCUCUUUACUGCUUAUGCAAAGAUGGUGUUGGUGAUCAAGCCCUGCAGAAAGCAAUAGAUUAUGCUUGUGGAGCCGGAGCUGACUGUUCUCCUAUUCUCCAAAACGGAGUUUGUUACCAACCCAACACUGUGAAGGAUCACUGUAAUUAUGCAGUUAAUAGCUAUUACCAGAGAAAGGGUAAUGCUCAAGGAACAUGUGAUUUUGCAGGUGCUGCCACAACCAGUGCAAAUCCACCUGCGACAUCAUCUGGAUGUGUCUACCCCUCAAGUCCUAGCAAUGCAGGAACAACACCAUCAACUGGAUCACCACCUGGUACAACUCCUGGUUCUCCUACCCCAGUUGGAAUAAGUCCAACAUCUACAACUGGUUUGAGUGGCAAUGGAGCUAAUUUGGGAGGCAUCAACUCUGAGUUGCUACUGCUAUCUGUGCUAACCAUGUGGUUAGCAAUCAGGGUGUAGCCUAAAGGUACAAUGCACCAUAGAAAAGCUUGUGAGGUUUUCAUGUAAUUUUACUUCUGGGAAUCAUCCACAAGCAAUUCAAGCACACCCGUUUUUGUUUUUUUCCUUGCAAGAGAAAAAAAAAGUAGGAAUUUGGUUCCUUUGUUUAGUGCUGAUAUAUGUUGAUUAUGAUUACUAUUGAGGGGUUGGAAGUAGCACUUGGCUUUUCUCCAUUUGUACAUCUAAGACUAUGACAGACACUAUUUUUUAAUUUAAUGGAAUCCGGCUACCCCAUUUUUAUAAACUAUUCUGUUCAUCAUUCAACUUCAUGUUAGCUGGCUACUCUACGUCUCCGUCACUCACAUUUUAA